UUAUAAAUAUAUGUGACUCGGGGAGGAACGCCAGAUAUCUUUCAAUCGUGAAACCCAAUGAACCUGCGAAAUGUGAAAUCCCGGUUUUGAAUAUUUCUUAAAUACAAAACAAAGGAAAUAUAUCCUAGAACGGUUAAGUUCCGUGUAGCUUCGCGAAAACUACAAAUCUAGCUGAUAGUUAAAUCCAAUCUAAGUAAACUUAAAUAUAUAAUUCGGAAUCCACCAAUUAAACCACUGAGCUUAUUUUAUCCAGUGGAUCCAACUUUUCGUUUCAAGAUUAUCAAUCUCUCUCUGCUUAUCUCAUAUGAUAGAAAGAGAGGCUCGAUCGACUUCAGGCAUUGGUAUCUCGCUGGACGGAACAUCAAGAAGCUGAUAGCACAAUAAAAAAUAUCAACAUGACAACUUCGUGUGUGAUCGUCGACCGUCGUGUUGUCGUUUGAGAUCAGUUGAGAUCAGUCGUCAACAUCGAUCGGAUCGGGCAGUCACUACCAAAUCUAACCUAUAAUUUCGAAAUGGCACUGCGAACGAUAUUGAAUACAGGAAAGAGAAUUUACUCUGGAAUGAGAGAAGAGUGUCUUGCAGUGAGGAAUGUGCAUACUAAUAUAAAAAUUGCUCCGCUGCAAAAAUCAGCGUUGGAAGAAAGGUGCAUUCUCGUUGAUGAGUUUGACAAGCCUCUCGGCGAGGCGACAAAGAAGGACUGCCAUUGGAUAAACAAAGAGGGUACUGUUCCUCUUCACAGAGCAUUCAGUGUGUUUCUUUUCAAUGGAAAUGGGGAUUUAUUGUUGCAGAAAAGAUCUUCUACGAAGAUCACAUUUCCGGGAUAUUACACCAACACCUGCUGCAGCCAUCCCCUGGCAGAAGUCCCCGGGGAAUCCGAUGAGAAAGAAGCGAUUGGAAUUCGGAAGGCAGCGCAGCGAAGAUUAAAUUACGAGCUGGGAAUUCCAGUGAAUGAAAUCGAGCCGAACGAUUUGCAAUAUUUGACCAGGAUUCAUUAUGAGGCGAUGGGAGACACCUGCUGGGGCGAGCACGAGAUCGACUAUAUUCUUUUCGCGCAAAAGGAGGUCACCCUCGAUCCCAAUCCCGACGAGGUCAGCGAAAUCCGUUGGAUUCCUCGAUCCCAAAUCGACGAAUUCAUCAAAUCAGUCGACGCUCCGCUCACACCCUGGUUCAAACUCAUCCUCGAGCACAAGCUCUCCUUCUGGUGGGACAACUUGUCCGAUCUCGACAAAAUCCGCGAUCACGCGACGAUACAGCGCUUUUUGUAGUCUCGACUCUCACAAUUUUUCAUUAGGGGCCCUUUUCAAAUUACGUAACGGAUUAUAGACCUCCAGGGUGUCUGUCAUACCUGGAAAACCUCCAAAUGUCAGGGAUUUUUUUUCGCGAGGGUGCUUAAUUUUUUUUUAAUUGCAAAAUUAAAUUCAAUAAUAAUGAUUUUGUUGUUGUAAAAGUAGCUUUUUUA
Molecule: messenger RNA, 1459 nt
Organism: Belonocnema kinseyi
Lineage: Eukaryota; Metazoa; Arthropoda; Insecta; Hymenoptera; Cynipidae
Gene: Idi
Product: isopentenyl-diphosphate Delta-isomerase 1
Exons: 2
Coding region: 513-1265 (250 amino acids)
Biological process (GO): isopentenyl diphosphate biosynthetic process; isoprenoid biosynthetic process
Cellular component (GO): cytoplasm
Molecular function (GO): isopentenyl-diphosphate delta-isomerase activity
Source: RefSeq, a predicted model, not a curated record